CCCUCCCUUCCAUCUGCUAACUCUCUCCUCCUUGCCCCAUCACUCUCUGAUCCCUCCUUCUUUCCAGGAUCACUGCCACCUCCCUCCCCCUUUCCAUUACAUUCCCUCCCCAAUCAUCACUCGCAGUCCCGGGGGAGGAGGGAGAGUUUUUGUCGCCGCCGGGACCCAUCUCCUUUCCCCAUUCGAGCUCGGCAGCUGGCGGGCUAUGAGCCGCUGAGACCGCCGCCCGUUCCCUGCCCACCAUGCCCGGAGCAGCGGUGCUGGCCUGCCGGCUCCUGGCGGUCGGCGUGUGGCUGCGGACCGCGGCGGUGGAGGCGGCGGCAGCAGGGACGGGGGCGCUGAUCCUCGACGAGUUUCGCCAGCAGCUACACGAAGCCUGGCGGCCCGAGGCCUCCGGCGCCUGCGACGCGGCCUUCGGCCUGAUGCAGGACUACAUCAUCCGGACCCGGGACUCGCUGACGGCCGGCGCCGCCUUCCUGCGCGCCCCGGCCGGCGUCAGCAGCCCCGAGCAGUGCCUGCGGGCCUGCUGCUCCCUGCAUGGCUGCACGGCAGCCGUGGUCGAGCGAGUCCCCGCCAGCGGCGGCGUCGUCGUUCCGGGCUGGGAGCGGGGGCUAAAGGCCAGAUCCCGAGGCUCGGCCGCCCUCAGCUGCUACCUCUUCAACUGCACCUACCGGGGCCGCGACGUCUGCCGCUUCUCUCCGCACCGCGGCUACAGCAGCUUCUCACGGACGCUCAACGACAGCCGGCCCCCGGAGCCGCGUCGCCAUGGCAACCGUAAGGGCCCGCCGCGCACCGCCGCCGUCGUUACCGCGGGCUCUCCGACCGACGGCAAACCCUGGCCCCCAGCCGGUGUGGUGGGGCAGCUGUGCUCAAACCGGAAUGAUGAAGCCCCUCACUGUGAUGCAGGGCAGGAUGUGAACUUGCUACUUCCUACUGAUUGGGUCCUGCUGGACGGAAGAGGCAAGUACUGACGAUCGGGGAUUGUCCGUUAUGAGUGGACCUUAUUGGAAGGUGAUCCAUUGGUCAAUAUGAAGUCUCCGCAGCCUGGGAUGUUGAAGUUGAGUGGUUUACGAGAGGGAGUGUAUGUGAUUCAAUUGUCGGUCACUGACACCAUUGGACAAAAGAGUAACGACAACGUCACUGUGACUGUGAUGCCGCCAAAGCAGCAAACAACAGACUGUACAGGAGUUUGCUCACGAUACCAGUUCAUCUGUGAUGAUGGCUGUUGCAUUGAUAUCACUUUGGCUUGUGAUGGGAUUCCCCAGUGCCCUGACAAAUCUGAUGAAACCUUCUGCCAGAGCUUUAAUGUAGGUCAUAAGACAGUGACCCAUACAACCCUUGCUGCUGCCUCAGAGCAAGAUGGUACUGUGUGGCCCUUUGGGGACAGCUUGCAGAAGGAUUCAGUCGAAAGCCAAAAACCAGUGGAGCAUCUCGAGUCUGAAAUGACACAGUCAUCCAAAGCAGAAGGAAGAGGCAACCUCAGCACUGGCCAACUUCCAGACUAUUGCUUGGCUCCUCCUACUACGGGUCCCUGUGAAGGCAAUUUCCUACGCUGGUAUUUUGAUAGCACCUCAGGUACCUGCAAUCAUUUCACCUAUGGUGGGUGCAAGGGCAAUCGGAAUAACUUUCUACAGGAGCUGGACUGCAAGACUCAUUGUGCAGAAUCACAAGAAAAUGGCACUCCAGUGACGAGCUCAGCUCAGACAGGUAAAGAUGACGUCAUGAUAGACCACAGGAAAGGAGGUCAUCCGCUCCCAGAGUCAGGAGCAGUGCUGCCUUUGGCCCUGGGACUUGCCAUCACUGCCCUGCUCUUGCUGAUGAUCAUCUGCCGGUUGCAGCUGGUGAAACGCAAGCUGAAGAAGGUUCGGCCCAUCACGUCUGAGGAGUCGGACUAUCUGAUCAAUGGCAUGUACCUGUGACACCGAAUGGUACAAGUGUAACUCCUCCUCCUUCUCCUCAUGAUCAUCGUGGCAAUGUGAAACAAUUCAAUCUCUGUGUGUAUGUGUUUAUUUAAAUGGUUAUGUGGAUCAGUGUAGAACUCUUCAAUUUUAUUCCUUCCUAUUCACACUGGCAAAUCUGACAUGUUGGGCCUUAUGUCAAAGCCAGUUUGAGACCAAACUAGCUCUGUUGCUACAGUGAUGUACUUCUAAGCAGCCUUGUCGGUAAGAUAUUUCUUACUCAUUGCCUUGUACUGAAACUCUUAAAUUCCUCCUGUCGUUCAGAAGAGGUUUGCUCCUUUUAAUAAGAAGCUCCACCCAUUCCAUCCCAUUGCCCAAAAGGUUCCCUGCCACCAUGAAGCAUCAUUGGGUUUCCCCAUGUCCAUUGCAUCUUCAGCCUGGGGACACACAUCUCUGCUUCCCCUAUUGCCAAUGCUGCCAGCAGUUUGCUCCAUCCCUUCCCAUGUUUUAAGGUAGAUUUGUGCAAGUGUUAGUAUCACCAGCUGCUCUACUUCUUCCCUGGGAUUACUUGGCAGCAUUUGGGAAAUCCGUGGCAGGAAUGUGGAAAAUUGAGGGAUUUGCAAUUAAAAUACUAUUCUGCAAACUGCACAAAAUUUAGGUAGUUGUUGUUUGGCUGGCAGGUGCAUUAGUUUAUGCUGUGCACAAACUGUUGAACUUGGUAAUAUCAGAAGGGCUUCCUCUUUAAAGAUUCCACUGAUAUCAACAGUCCUGGGCUCCUAAAUAAAUGGCAUUUGCCCAGUG
Molecule: messenger RNA, 2699 nt
Organism: Pristis pectinata (smalltooth sawfish)
Lineage: Eukaryota; Metazoa; Chordata; Chondrichthyes; Rhinopristiformes; Pristidae
Gene: lrp11
Product: low density lipoprotein receptor-related protein 11
Exons: 8
Molecular function (GO): protein binding; serine-type endopeptidase inhibitor activity
Source: RefSeq, a predicted model, not a curated record